Messenger RNA from Penicillium salamii, 900 nucleotides. The record is from the annotation of a GenBank genome assembly. Lineage: Eukaryota; Fungi; Ascomycota; Eurotiomycetes; Eurotiales; Aspergillaceae.
AUGUGUCACGAUAGAUUCAAGGGCAAUCCAGUCGCCAUUGUAAAAGUCGCCGAUAUCAACCUAACGCAGGAGCAAAAGCAAAGAAUCGCGAAUGAGUUCAACCUCUCCGAAACCGUCUUCCUACACCCUGCGGAUGAAAAUGGCAACCCGAAAGUCGAUAUCUUCACACCUGUCAACGAGAUGGAGUUUGCAGGCCAUCCCAUCAUUGGCACGGGCCAUUUCCUCUUCCGCCAACUAUCGGCCGACCUCAAAGACUCCAAAUCUCUCACCGUCAUCACAAAAGCAGGCCCCGUCCCAAUCGAAUAUGAUGUAGCCGAAAAGACCGUAUCCGCCGAAGUCCCGCAUAACAUCCACAUUCACCAACAGCCAGCAACACUCAAUCAUAUCUCUCCCGUCCAAACGGCUCUGGCCAAAGCCUCUGAUCUGACAGGCGUACCCGAGAGCUCGCCUGUGGUCUCAGUGGUCAAGGGGGUGACAUAUGCGUUGGUGGAUCUUACUGAAAGACCUGAUGUCUUUGCCAAUAUCCGCCCCAAUGGAAGUCCGGCCCUUGAUCUUGACGAGGAAUGGAGCCCUAUGUUCACUGGCGUCAUGUAUCAUCGCCACCUUGGAUGCCACAAGGAAGAAGAUCUGGUGGUAUGGAACCUUCGUGUACGCAUGGUUGCCAUCGAUCUGGAAGACCCUGCGUGUGGCAGUGGGGGGAGUUCCCUGGGCGCCUAUAUCGCGCUGUCAAAUGCUCACAAGGGCCGACACCAUCGAUUCCGCAUCGACCAGGGCAUCGAAAUGCGGAGGGAUAGUCUGGUGAUUGUGGAUGUGAUCCUAGAUGACGAGAGGAAGAAGGUGUCGACCAUCAAGCUUACUGGCCAUGCUGCAUUUGUCGCAGAAGGCAACAUCUUUGUGUAA